CUCCAGAACACGAGAGGAGGUUAUAGGAACAGCAGACAGAGAGAGGAGGGGAAAAAAGGAAGGGGAAAAUAGAAAAAGCAAUGCUCCAACGAGGCUAUAGCUGAGAGAGAGAGAGCCAAGCAGAUCGUGGGAGGAGGAGAAGAAGAAGAGGAGGAGGAGGAGGCAACCUCUGGCCAAGCAUCCAUUCCAAUUUAUAUAUAUAUAUAUAUAUAUAGUCCAUUCAAAGGAGACGAUCUCCUCCCAGCUCCUCCUGCCUUUGCUGCCUCUCCCUCCCGAUCGGUCCAAUGAACAUGUCAGUGUUGACUUUGCAAGAAUACGAAUUCGAGAAGCAGUUCAACGAGAAUGAAGCCAUCCAGUGGAUGCAAGAGAACUGGAAAAAAUCUUUUCUGUUUUCUGCUCUAUAUGCUGCCUUUAUAUUUGGUGGUCGGCAUCUAAUGAACAAACGAGCAAAAUUUGAAUUAAGGAAACCACUAGUGCUCUGGUCUCUGAGCCUUGCAGUCUUCAGUAUAUUUGGUGCUGUUCGAACGGGUGCUUAUAUGGUGUACAUUUUGAUGACCAAAGGACUGAAGCAGUCAGUUUGCGACCAGAGUUUUUACAAUGGACCUGUCAGCAAAUUCUGGGCUUAUGCAUUUGUGCUAAGCAAAGCACCAGAACUAGGAGAUACAAUAUUUAUUAUUCUUAGAAAACAGAAGCUUAUCUUCCUCCAUUGGUACCACCACAUUACUGUACUGCUUUAUUCCUGGUACUCUUAUAAGGACAUGGUGGCUGGUGGUGGCUGGUUUAUGACCAUGAACUAUGGUGUCCAUGCAGUCAUGUACACAUACUAUGCCUUGCGGGCUGCUGGCUUCAGAGUGUCACGCAAGUUUGCCAUGUUUAUCACUUUGUCGCAGAUCACCCAGAUGUUCAUGGGCUGCAUCAUCAACUACCUAGUCUUCGCCUGGAUGCAACAAGGCCAGUGCCACUCUCAUGUUUCAAACAUUGUCUGGUGUUCUCUCAUGUACCUCAGCUACUUUGUGCUCUUCUGCCAUUUCUUUUUUGAGGCAUACAUUGGCAAAGCCAGAAAAGCAAGGAAGGCCGAGUAAAGCUAGAAUAGAAGAAAGAAGCCACCGCUCAGGUCAUCCACAAAACCAACAAACACAAAGGAAAAAAAAUGGCACAAGGAAACGUUUUAUGUGGUGCAACUAAAACCCAGCAGCCAAGGAACAGCUAGGUUUGUUCAAACCAGUAAGUUUAUGAUCCUGCCAUGGUGAGGGCUCACUGCGUGAUCUCAAAAGGCUGCUGUAAGAUAUCUUCCUUCUUGCAUCUGUCUGCUCUUAAAACACACAUUUUUAAAAAAGAAAGAAAGCAAAGUAAAAGAAGAUGAGGAUUUUUGCAAAAUAAAAGAUUAAAACACAUUGUUUCCCUGAGCAUAGAUGACUUUUAUUAAAAAUAAGUAAUUAUUUAUAUAUCCUUUCUAACUUUUGUUUUUGAGAUACAGAACUUGAACAAGUUUUAAGUGGAGGAAACAUAAAGUUUGUUUUGUAUGCCAUUUGAAGCUGCCUUGUACCUGUCAGAGGAUCUGGUCCCUUAUUUUCUAUUCUGACUGGUGGCAGUUCUCCAAAAUCUCAGGCAAAUGCCCUGCAACCUGAGAUCUCAUUUUUAAAAACCGGAGAGCCCAGAGAUGAAAACUGACAUCUUCUGCAUGUAACCUCCCUGAUCUUUUGCUGAGCUGUGGCUCCUAUGCCAAUAUCAUCAGUGUUUUUUGCAAAGUAAAAAAACAAAAAAACAAAACCCUUUCUUCUCAAAAGAGCUGUACACUAAAAAGCCCCAACAUGAAAUUGAAAGGUUAAUCUGGAGUGUCUGUUUUAGAUAGCCAUUACUCCAUUGAAAGAAUAAAUGGAGAGGAAAUGGUUGAUAUUUUGUUUGCGUGUUCUGUAUACUCUGCUGUGAGAAGAUCUGAUUUGUCAGCUAAAGAUCUUAUACAAGAUACUGAUCUGAGAUUAGAUAUUGUUGAGAUGCAUAUCAGAGAAUUGGUUCAAGUGCAUUUUCUUGUCAAAAGCAAGACAGAGAACAGUUUAAUAUGCAAUCGACGAGUCCUGCUUGGGGUUAAUAAUAAAUGAGAGCAGGGUAAAGGAAUGAAGGGUUUAAGUUAUAGACAAUAUAUCAGAGCACACCAGUUCUCAAAGUGCUCUAAGGCCCUCCUGAGGGGCACUGUUGUUCCAAAGAUCAGUUCUAGCAUGUUGUUUGGGGGGGGGGGUGCAAGGUAUCACUAAAUAUGAUUGCUGUGGGUUAAUUUGAGCUGUAAUGUGUUCUCAACAACACUGGUCCAAAGUCAGUUGCAUGAGUUAGGGAGGUCCUGCUUAUGCAGUCUCUACUGACAAGCUGGACAGAUUCUGAGUAGAAAUCUACAGCAAUCAAUCCAAAGCCAUCUCAUAAAUGCAAAUAUUACAGUAGGGACUGGCCUUUGGAACAAAUACGAGUGCACAAGGACUCUGUGCUUGGGGUGGCUUCCCUUUUUCUUCUGCCUGUUUCCCCCACCCCAUAGCUCUCAAUUCAAGACCAAUAAAUUAUUGUCAUUAAGAACCUGUGGUGGGCGUGCGUGAGUGCACGCGUGUGUAAGUCUAUCAUACAACCAGUUUGUCUGCAAGGAAGGGUGUGUGCAAAAUUUCAGGUUCUGCUCCUAACAAAUGAAUGCAAGCAAAACUCCAAGGAGCCAUCUCAGACAGAAGAAAACAAUAAACUGUCCUAAGCACAACACAGCCCUGAAGUUACAGCAUUAAGUGCAAUUUGAGUGAAAGGUGCAAAGAUUAAACAGAAAAUCUAAGUAUCUUUAGAGAGGUUUUAGUAUUGGAUAGAAACUCCAGGGGAGGAAAAAAAAAGCCCUGUGGAGUGGAAGAUAUUUUAUAUUUUUUAUGAACUUCAAAGAAUAGAUAUUUGCAACCUUAAUAACAUUCUGCAGGACUUUAUGUGACUUUAGGUAACACUGUGCUUCUGCGUUUGCCUCACAAGCAAUGCAAAGAUGUUUAAAGUGCCCUCCUCUGGUCACUUGGAGAUACUACAAUAGAAGAUAUAACCUGGCAUCAUCAUAUUGGAAGUUUUAAAUGGGGGGAAGCUUGACUGGAGUAAUUGUGCUGCAACAAAUUAACUCUAAUGUCCAGAGAGAACUAUUGUUACAUUAGAAACUGAAUCUGUAGGAAAAAAAUACACUGUAGCAUUCUUGAUCGCUUAAAGAGACAUCUGGUUCUUUGGUCAGCUGCAGAUAUAAGGACAAAAUAUUUCACUCUGAACCUCAGAGAAUUAGCUGAAAAGAGCCAUAUUUUCUACAAGGAAAAGUAGAUUGUAUUAUCUGUAAGAUUUCAGUCCUUACAAAGCCAAAUAAAAUGUGUAACCGUUCCUAGUACUUCAAAGAAACAAGUAUGUAAACUUGAUGUUAUAACUGUGUUAACAUAAUAGUACUCUCAAUUGUAUCAGUUUGGUAGUUUAAACAGUUAGAAGAGCUAGAGGAACCAAUUAAGAACUGCUGUUUUACAUAGAAAAUCAUACAUGCCUAUAAACUACACCCAUAACACCUGUUAUGUGAGUUGUCCAAAAUUUAAGCUGAGGGGCAGAUUCACUCUUUUUGUUCUGGCUAAUGUAAAAUAUCAUCAACUUCCUUGCUUAAAUCUGAGACUGUACAAUACAAAGUGUCCCCGUCCCCCUCACUUUAGCUUCAACUCUGUUGUCUGUCAUUCAUAGCACAGAGUGGAUGUAAUAUCCUUUUAGACAUAACAAGGGCUUAAGUGUCUCACUAUGUGCAGUAAAACUGCUACAUUCUGUAUUGUGUGAGUGGUGUUCUUAACAAUGAGGGGAACCAAAUCAAAAAGCUCUCUGGGGCUUAAGUCAUGACUGUGGAAAAAAAAUGGAAGAGUUUAUAUUUGUCUCAUUUAAGUUAUAGAUGUUCCGCCAAUGUUAUAUGGUACAAGAAUAACAGGAAAAAAAUGUUAUAUUCAGUGGAACAUAUGACAUGACCUUAAAUUACAGAACUCUUGUAUGAAUGGAAAUAUCAAUUAAAAUGUUAACGAUGUUA
Sceloporus undulatus (fence lizard) is the source of this 4045-nucleotide messenger RNA. RefSeq names its product ELOVL fatty acid elongase 6 (gene ELOVL6). The record is from RefSeq and is a predicted model, not a curated record. Gene Ontology annotation, biological process: sphingolipid biosynthetic process; fatty acid elongation, polyunsaturated fatty acid; very long-chain fatty acid biosynthetic process. Bases 285 to 1082 code for a protein of 265 amino acids. Lineage: Eukaryota; Metazoa; Chordata; Lepidosauria; Squamata; Phrynosomatidae. Gene Ontology annotation, cellular component: endoplasmic reticulum membrane; endoplasmic reticulum. The transcript is spliced from 4 exons. Gene Ontology annotation, molecular function: fatty acid elongase activity.